Messenger RNA from Melitaea cinxia (Glanville fritillary), 1464 nucleotides. Its product is annotated as cytochrome P450 6k1-like. Gene Ontology annotation, molecular function: heme binding; iron ion binding; oxidoreductase activity, acting on paired donors, with incorporation or reduction of molecular oxygen. The record is from RefSeq and is a predicted model, not a curated record. NCBI's taxonomy places the organism in Eukaryota, Metazoa, Arthropoda, Insecta, Lepidoptera, Nymphalidae. The coding region runs from base 1 to 1464 and encodes 487 amino acids. The transcript is spliced from 10 exons.
AUGUUUUGUAAUUUUUGCGACGAGAACAGAUUUCAUUUAUGGUGGUCUAAGGUCAAGAGAUAUUGGGCAGAUCGUGAUGUCCCCCAUCUGCCGCCAGUUCCACUUGUGGGCAACAUGACUUUCCUGCUAAGAGAGAAUAUCGUUUAUUGGUUGGAAAGGGUGUAUCAUCAACAUUAUGAUAGGCCCUAUGUAGGCUUUUGGAUCUUCUGGAGACCUGGACUGCUCGUCAAUUCACCGACUAUAGCCAGGAACAUAUUAAAUAGAGACUUUGACAUCUUCAAGAAUCGUUCUUUGAGUUCUGGUAACACAGAUCCUGUUGGUGCACUGAAUCUCUUUACCGCCAAGGAUCCUCUUUGGUCACAUUUACGACUGCAACUCGGCGGUUUAUUUACAAGUGCAAAGCUCAGAAAAUUUCAAGAUUACACUCGAAUCAAAUCGAAAGAAUUAGUUCAAAGGAUCCAUAAUGAUCGCAACAGCAAGAUUGACAUGUUGACUCUUUUUAAUGAUUACACAACCGACGUAAUCGGUACUACGUUGUUUGGCAUUAAGAGCGAUGCUACUUUGACGGGAGCUGGUCCUUUAAGGGACAUCACUAAGGACUUCUCAAAAUAUAGUUUAUUUAGAAGUAUAGGCUGGUUUAGCAUCUUCUUCAUUCCGGAAUUGGUUGAUAUUUUCAGAUUUAAAUUUUUCCCAAAAUCUUCAAUCAAUUAUUUUAAAAAAAUAUUUCAAAUACUUUUAUCGCGACGUGAAAAAAACGAGAAAAGCAAAGACACUAAAGAUCUAUUGGACUUCUUGCUUAAUAUUAAAAAACAAAAUGAAAGUUUUUCAGAUGAUAUAAUUGUAGGCCAGGCUGCUGUUUUCCUAUUAGGUGGGUUUGAUACUUCUGGAAAACUCCUGACAUUUUCAGUUUAUGAACUGGCACAUAAUCAAGAAAUACAGAACAAAUUAUAUCAAGAAUUAUCAGAAACUAUGCGUUGUAAAGAAAAUGACGACUUCAAUAUGCAAACACUUAUGGAAUUGCCAUAUCUUAACGCGGUCAUUAAAGAAACACUUCGAAUAUAUAUUCCAAUGGGAUGGAUCGACAGAGUUGCAUCAGAAGACUACAAGAUAGAUGAAAAAUUGACUAUAGAAGCUGGUACCGUUGUUUAUAUUAACGCAGUUGGAAUGCACAAAGAUCCUAAAUACUUUCCCGAACCUCACAAGUUUGAUCCCGAGAGAUUUUUACCAGAAAAUAAGCAUAAAAUCGAACCUUACACCUAUUUACCUUUUGGAGAGGGACCAAGGGCUUGUAUCGGCAAGAGGUUUGGUUACAUGACGGUACAGUUCGCUCUGACACACAUUUUACUAAAAUAUAAAAUUCUUCCGUAUCCCGAUUCAACCAAGCCCUCAGAGAUGAAAGUCAAUAGUAAGACUGUUUGGUUCUUCCCAGGAGAAGAAAUUCAUGUUCAGUUCAUUCCAAGAUAA